AUGGUGUCCAGCGAGAGAGACACGCGGCGGAGAACCCCUGAGGGUAUUGCGAAAAUCGAGUUACUGCUCCUCGUUUUGUUAAUACUGGAAGUACGCCUUCAGAGAGUUGUCCCAUGGUUUCACUCAAGUAUACUAUUACAAGCUCCAAAAGGACAUUACGUGGAACUGAAUUUCACCAUGGAGAGUUCAUAUCUAACACCCUGCAUUGAUGAUAAGUACCUUGAGGUUCGUGAUGGAUACAACAAGUCUGCCAAUCUUCUUGGUGUAUUUUGUGGAAGGAACAUCUCUGUUAUUGUGCGAUCCAGAGGACAGAACUUGUGGAUCAGAAAAUCAGCCCAUAAUUUUAGCAGGUUUCGGGGCUCGUACACCAACAAAACACUGAACUUUACAGUUGAACCCAACCUAGACAAGGUGGCCAAAACUCAAUUUGUUAUUUUCAACCAAACUUCAUCUCUUUGGUGUCCAGCACAAGGUGCACCAGCACCAUCUAUAGUUUGGAGAAAGAACGGCAUUGUGGUACAGAACAGUACAGGUGUCAAAUAUCAGCUUACCAUUACUGAGGAGAACAAUGACAAGUACAGCUGUGAAGUGAAGAAAGAGAAUGGUUAUGACAAGAAAGAAAUCCGUCUUGUCAUUGAAAGCUGCCCAAAUACCUGUCGAUGUACAAUUGCAGUUGGAAUCAUGGACGCAGCUACUUGCAUUGAAUGUCGAGGAAAACACUUACAGACAGUUCCACGGCACUUACCCUUUUCUACAGCGAAAUUGCGGUUACAAAAUAACAAGAUCAAGAAGCUGCGAGGUGACUCGUUUUCUCAGUUAGUCAGGCUGCGAGAGCUAAUCUUAAAUGGAAACCAGAUAGAGAGGCUACCAGCUGAAGUCUUCAAAAACAACUCCGAGUUGGCCUUCUUAUGGCUACAAAACAACGGAAUCAGAAAGCUUCCUAAACACGUUUUCAAAGAUUUGACUAAUUUGGAAGAGUUGGAUCUGUCUAAUGACAAGGUUAAGAGUCUGGCACAAGACGUCUUUAGUAACUUGACAAAUCUUACAAGCCUGUUUUUGUCCAAAAACCAGAUUGAAGAAUUACCAUCAAAGAUAUUUGUUUACCUGACCAAGCUUAAGGCAUUAAAAAUAGAGGAAAAUAAGUUAAUAAAGCUCCAUCCAAAACAAUUUCGCGGACUGGCAAAGCUGUCUGAGCUCUAUCUGUCGGGAAACAAACUCAUAAAUUUGCCACAAGGAAUUUUCAAAGGCCUAAAGGAGCUUGAGAUUCUAGAACUCUUUGACAACGAAUUGAGGAACGUUUCCAUCGACAACUUCAACGAAAUCAGGCAGUUAAAAAUUCUAUAUUUGCAUUAUAACUACAUGAGGAAGAUUCCCAAUGAAUUUUUUGAAGAGUUGAAGGAUAUAUUACGAGUGAGUUUGGACACAAACCUGAUGUGUUGUCAUAUGCACAAGGAGGACGCUGACUGUGCUUUCAUUGAUAACGACGACUUUGCCAACUGUGAGAGCAUGUUCAAGAACCCAACCCCGAGGAAGAGCAUAUGGGCAGUCGGCUCCCUUUCCCUGGCUGGGUCGGUGUUUGUCAUCACAUGGCGUUCAGUCUUUAAGGAUACAAACACGGUACAAUCAAUCAUGUUGUUGCACUUGGCAGUCUCCGAUGGUUUAAUGGGAGCAUACCUAAUCACACUCGGUGUCAAAGAUCUGUUGUGGAGAGGAGAGUAUUACUUACAUGACUUCCAGUGGCGGUCCAGUUUGGCUUGCCAGAUAACUGGUGCCACCUCUUUGCUAUCCAGUGAGGCCUCCUUGCUGCUGAUGGCUUUGAUAUCUGCAGACCGACUCAAGAACAUUGUGUUCCCGUUCAGAGGUGGAGCACUUUCGCGGAAGAUGACCCACAUCCUUUGCACUAUCAUAUGGCUCGUCGGCUUCCUCCUGGCUUUCUUUCCGAUGUUUGGCUUGAGAUACUUCGAAGAUUUUAAAACAUAUCACAACUAUUACGGAAAAAGUGUUGUCUGCCUUCCCUUACAGCUCUCUCGUCACAAAACGGAAGGCUGGGAGUACUCUGUUUCUGUAUUUGUUGGCCUCAAUUUCUUCCUCGUCAUAUUCAUCACAGUUGCAUACCUCGCUAUAUUCAUAAGCAGAGUGCGAGUUAAAAACCAAUCAGCCAACACAAGGAGGGAGACCGGUCUGGCCAAGAGAGUGUUCUUCAUCAUCUUCACUGACUGUCUUUGCUGGAUGCCAAUCAUCGUGUUUGGUAUGAGGUCGCUUUUGGAGAAGAAUUUCGAGCCACCGAGAGACUUAGCGGCUUGGAUUGCCGUGUUUGCUCUGCCCAUCAAUUCAGCGAUAAACCCGAUUCUGUACACGUUAGCAACACCAAAGGCGCAAGAGUAUCUGGGAAGCAAAAUAGCAAUGCUGAGAAGCUUCAUACGGAGUACUUUUCACUGCAGUGAAUAUCAAGAGAGACAACAACAAGAUCCACGAGAGAUUGAAGAUAACGGACAACAAGAAGAUCAACAAGAAGGAGAAGCGGUGGAAAUGCAGAGUCUUGGAUUGCCACAUCCAGAUCAAGGUGUUUAA
Pocillopora verrucosa is the source of this 2571-nucleotide messenger RNA. Lineage: Eukaryota; Metazoa; Cnidaria; Anthozoa; Scleractinia; Pocilloporidae. The record is from RefSeq and is a predicted model, not a curated record.